Cyclocybe aegerita is the source of this 351-nucleotide messenger RNA. The record is from the annotation of a GenBank genome assembly. NCBI's taxonomy places the organism in Eukaryota, Fungi, Basidiomycota, Agaricomycetes, Agaricales, Hemipholiotaceae.
AUGACGGCGUGCUUGGCCGCCGACAACGCCAGGGAUGCCGCCUUCUUCCAGGAGCACCUCGGCCUGGUGCGCGGGACCAGCGUGCCCCUCUACUGGAUCAAUGCGCAUUGCGACCAGGCGUGCCUGAUGGAGCGUGCCCAGAGCUCUGAGCGUAUCCUCUCGAGCAAGACGAAGCUGACAGAAGCGUCGAUCCUGCGCGAGCUGGUGAACGCGCACCGCCUGAUUGAGCCGGAAGAGUCAGGCGACGCAUCGACGAAGCUGGUCAUCCGUUCUUUGGAUAUGAACGGGGAGAUCGACGAGUCCGUUCAUCGUCUGAUAGUUGGUCUGCCGCAGGGUGUCGAGGUGGGGUGA